AUGUCUUCCUCCUCUUCUAGCAGCCACAGACUCAAACGCAAAGCGGGUGAGAUGGAGGACGAAUCCCCAAUACAACCUCGAUGUAUCGACGUCGACCCAGAAGGCAAAGUGUUGGUCAGUAUUGGCAAGGGUGACGCUGCUCGUACUAUCCGGGUCGCAGGUCCUCUGAUCGGUCACGCUGCACCUAGCUUCGGGCCAUUAUCCUCGGCACCUGUCGAAGGGGGUGACAGAUUUAUUAGAGGGGAGAACGGCAGCCCAGAGGUCUAUCUGGACUUCUUCAAUAUUAUCCACUACAAGCAUGCGAACGUCGGCAAAUUAACAGGACAGAGCCUGAGACAACUUGCCGAGCUCGCCAGCAGCAAUUGGUGUGUUGAGGUUUUCAAGCCAGUUAUUGCCGACAGGCUCUUUCCCGUCAUUCAUGAGAUCAAGAAUGCGUCCAAUGAUCCAACAGGAAUGAAGAGUAUCAUAUACACACUGAAGCAGCAUCAAGUCACGUUCGAGGAGCUGUUGGACAUUGCUGCGCUCUGCAAGAUGAAGGAACUGUUCUGGAGGUCUAGUAAGGUCGCAGUUGCACAGACUCCUGAACCGCUCCAACGGUCUUCAAGCAUGUGCCACGUUCCGAAUUUCAUGGCCUACGGCUAUAUCAACGUCGCACGGAAGAAGGCCGUUGCAAAUUUCCUCAUCGGCGUAUUCGAAUGCUUUCAUAACAGCCAAAUUACGGCACUGGACGAGGAAGAUGCUAGUGAAAGCCUCACUGUAUAUGCUACCUUCCAUCACCUCCUCCGAAAGGAAGAGAUCGUCGCCCACAAGCUCCGCGAUUACGAGGGCACAACUGGUCCAGGCCAUUGA
Molecule: messenger RNA, 849 nt
Organism: Cladophialophora carrionii CBS 160.54
Lineage: Eukaryota; Fungi; Ascomycota; Eurotiomycetes; Chaetothyriales; Herpotrichiellaceae
Exons: 2
Coding region: 1-849 (282 amino acids)
Source: RefSeq, a predicted model, not a curated record